AUGGAUCCAAAUUGGGAUGUGGCCAUUCCUGCUGUGUCAAGCACACUCAAUCACAGUUUUCACCAUUCUAUCAAAAUGUUGCCUCACGAAGCAAACUACGGCAUGCCCGCUGGGACGCCUUUUCACGUCCUAACACCUACAACCAUUUUGUCAGCUCCUCUUAAGGACAUAGUGGAUACUAGUACUAGUGCAUGUGCCGUUGAGAGUGUAGCUCGUCACCAUCACCUGCGGUCAGUUAUUGUUUACGUGACUGCUCCCUUUAUUGAUAUGUCACAUCCUUUGAUCAAGAUCCUCACCAAUCUAGACAACGUUCUUUUCUCCUUGCUCGACCUCGAUGAACUGUUUUUGGACUCUCCCCUCCGGCACUGGUACCAGGAGAGACGCUGGCUCAUCAACGAAGGGCACCAAUGCAUCUUUAUUUCCGACGCCUCCAGAGCUGAGAUCCUGAGAAAGUACGGCGGUACUUAUCGUGGAUAUUGGAUGCCUUGA
Macrobrachium nipponense is the source of this 489-nucleotide messenger RNA. RefSeq names its product lactosylceramide 4-alpha-galactosyltransferase-like. NCBI's taxonomy places the organism in Eukaryota, Metazoa, Arthropoda, Malacostraca, Decapoda, Palaemonidae. Gene Ontology annotation, biological process: glycosphingolipid biosynthetic process. The record is from RefSeq and is a predicted model, not a curated record. The transcript has 4 exons. The coding region runs from base 1 to 489 and encodes 162 amino acids. Gene Ontology annotation, molecular function: hexosyltransferase activity.